Molecule: messenger RNA, 903 nt
Organism: Penicillium salamii
Lineage: Eukaryota; Fungi; Ascomycota; Eurotiomycetes; Eurotiales; Aspergillaceae
Source: the annotation of a GenBank genome assembly
AUGUCCCAUAUUAAUCAAAAUGGGCAAGAUCAUGAUUCUGAGGGUCUACCUCCAUCUGUUAGACGGUACGACUACAAAGACAAAGAUCAAUUUGCUCAAAUACUUACCAUUGAACGUGAACGUCUGCUCGAUUCAAUGCGCUCUUCUCGUGAGAUUUCCGACAUCGAUACUGGAUCUGGUAGGAGCGAACAAGAGUCAACUACUGAGAUCACGGAGUACAUCAUCUUCUCCAUUGAUCCCACUACUUUCAACCAGGAUUUCCUCAGCUUUGAUACUAUCCCAAAUCUAUCAAUCCGAACCUCCUACAACCCGGAUACCAAAACACUCAUUGUCAAGAUGGUUACUGGCGAGCAUACCGGAGUUGCCUUCGAGGUGCACAAAGCCAUCGAUAGGGCCCUGUUACGAAUGGGACUAGACGGUGCCAUAAACCAGUACUCAGCAGUCGAUAUCGAUGUAAAUGGCCGCAACAAACAAGCAGACAUGGGCUGGGGACCAAGGCGACCUCCUCCCGGCUGUCCAAAGAGGCCCUCGGUUGUGUUGGAAGUUGCUGUAUCGGAGACCAAAAAAAAAAUCCUCCAAGAUGUCGACCUUUGGCUUGACCCAUUGCGAGGGAAUGCCAAUGUGGUGAUUGCAAUCAAACUCAGCCGGCGAGCAAUCAUCACCAUUGACUCAUGGAUAUGGGAUACUGCUAACGGCAAAUCCACUAAUUCCCAACACAUUGAGGUUUCUGAGAACGAGAACGAUGAAGUAAAACUUUCUGGAGGUCCCCUCCUUAUCCCUUUUCGUCUCCUUUUCCUACGAGACCCCGAAACACCACGAGAGACCGACGUGAUCAUUGGCAAUGAAUGGCUAAAGAGUAUUGCUGAGCGGGGCUGGGAAAUGCAAUUUUCGAACAGCCGUUGA